Messenger RNA from Trichomonas vaginalis G3, 3456 nucleotides. Its product is annotated as platelet formation protein family. The coding region runs from base 1 to 3456 and encodes 1151 amino acids. Lineage: Eukaryota; Parabasalia; Trichomonadida; Trichomonadidae. The record is from RefSeq and is a predicted model, not a curated record. The transcript has a single exon.
AUGGAUACUAUCAAGGACCUCCUAGAGAAAUCCGGAGGUCCGGAUUAUAUAAUGGUUUGGAUCAAAUACUUCACUAAACCAUUUACAAUCAAAGAGGCCCAUGCAAAAUCCAAGUCUCCCUUCGAUAAUUUUAUUUCUUCGUUCAAUUAUACGCCUACACCGCUCCAAAACAUUGCUCAAUUACUUAAAACGCCGCAAACUCCUACGGAGCUAAUAAAUACUUUCGCAAAUCUUUUCAAUUUAAACGAAAUUCCAAUUCUUCAUCAUCUAUUUUUCCUUCACUCGUGGUUUGAGUCUCGUAUUGAAGUUCAGCGUUCAAAUUUUAUCAACAAUAUUGAAGAUUUUUUCGUUCGAAGCUUUAUUUGCGUUUCAUAUCAAUUUCGUAAUUUAUUGCCAGCAGUUUAUCAAGGCAAUACAUGUACAGAUCUACCAGAGAAUUGCUGGGGACUAAUUUCAGAAGCAGCAUCUAUCAUAUUUUCAUUCAAUUCUGUGGAAAUUCAAGACGCUUAUAUUUUGAUUAACUAUUUCUUUACAUCUUUUCAAAAUCUUCAGAUAAUAUUCAGGCUUUCUUCCACGAACUAUAUCCGAAAUGCUAUACAAAAACUCGGAAUUAUUUUAGUUCCAUAUCUAAAUUUAGAACAAACAGAGUUUGCAAAGUCAUUACUUGCAUUUUUAAGCAAUAUAUUCCAUGAAUGGACCGUUGUUUUCAAAAAGGAUGCCGAUUUAAAUGAUUAUUCCCUUUUCACAUCUGCAUUUUUGAAUACAGCCAUCGAAGUGUUUUUUCUCUUCCAGGAAACGCAAGUUAGUGAAAUAAUAACUGAUUUAUCCUCUAUAAUUCAAUACCUUUUGACUUCAAAAGACUUAAAUGACUCAAAUUUCCAGUUAAUUACAACAUGUUUUCGAUUUCUGACCCAUAGUACGUCAUUUAUCAAUAAAAGUCCAAUACUUAUUGCUGUUGUUAAUGAUCUUUCCUUAGUUGCUAUCACUUAUUUCACAGAUUUUCAUGUAAAAAUACUUCCUCAAGAAGAUCCAUCGGAUAUGAGUUUAACAACAUGUUUGAACAACUUCGCAAAGAAUUCUUUAUCGAAAAAAGGUUGUUUAAUUUUAAAUCAGGCAAUUUACCUUAUUUUCGCUGAAAUGAGGAAAUAUGUCACAAACUUAGAGGAUAAAUCAUCAGUUUUGGUUGAACUGGCAACAAGAAAUCUUCAAGUUACUGAUGAAAUUUCUUUACCAGAAAAAUCUUUUUCAUUAUUAAUUGCUUUAUCGUAUUUGAAGAUUACUAACUUUGAAUAUGUUGCAAAUCUACUCAAAAGUAUACCUUUCCAUAUCUUUUUCCCUUAUCCUUUGAAAUAUGAAGAAAGAAUUCAAGAAUAUCAGUCUGCUUUCCUACAUUUUAUAUUCCUGUUUGUCCAAAACAACCCGAAAUACCAGGAUUUAAUGUUUGAUUUCCUUCCAAAAAUGUAUCCACCGGAAAAAUUUGAUUUAAUUGUUUAUUUCAUACCUUUAUUCAGAUCAUUUGUUCAAGUACAGAACAAAAGAUUCCUAGAAACACAAACUUUUAUAUUAAUUUCUGAAGUUAUUUCGCCAAACCGCGGAAGAGCCUACAAUGUACAAGAAUCAACUUUAGAUCAGCUAAUACAAUUCUUAGUAGCAUCGUGUUUGUUCGCAAAUGACCAUACAUUGAUAGAAUCAAUUUUGGAUGUUCUUAUUCCAACUUCUGCUUUGAUUCAUAAAAGAUACUAUCACUUUUUCAAGCCAGUAUUGAAGCACGAGUUUGAUUUAGUCCAUAAUGUUCAGUUUUUCAAUGCAGUUUUGAAUUAUAUUUCAAUAAUUUUAACUUGUAUUGAAAAUAACAGCCAUAUGUAUGAAAUAGUUUAUUUUAUAUUCGAAUCCUUCUUGAAUGGCAUCACAAAGUUCCCCGUUGAUAAGAAUAUUUUGAUCAAAUCCAAAAUUCUGACUUUAUUCGCUCAAACAAUUGUUACUUUCAAGUCAAACAAGUUGUUCUACAUAUUCAUGCAGAUAAUUGACUAUUUGGAUAGUAUUUAUCCGCAAUUUACUUUAAAUAAUUCGCCACAAGUUUUUGAGAUACUUAAAAACGCUCAUCCACUUGAUUCUCUUGAUAAAGAACUCAUACAUUUAAUAGAAAAGUACGCUUACGAUACAGAUUUUCAAACAUAUAAAAUUUAUAAACCAAAAGCUGUAAAUUUCUUAUUAAAAUUAGUCGAAGACACUGAAUUCGAGGAUGAUGUUAUGACAUCUCUAUGCGAACUCUGUUCAAACAAUGCUUCCAGCGCAUAUAAAUUAUUUUCUAAUAAUUUAUUGAGCGAAUUGCUUGAAAGACUCUCUAAUUCUAUUUUCUUCAAGGCACUAACAUUGUUUUCUAUAAUUGCAUCACAAUAUUUCUCACCAAUCGUGAUGAGAGACAUAAUUAAAUUAUUACGAACUACAGAGAACGAAGGAUUGAAAAUUGCAGUUGCUAAUUGUCUUCUAGAUCUAGUAAGCAGGUCUCAGAAGUGUCCAGUUUCUUCUUUCUUCAAUUUUACUGAAGAUGAUAAAAUUGAAUCGGUUCAAUACAAUUUACCAUUGCCAUUUUCAGUUGCAUUUUGCUUUAGAGUCAAUAAGAAAGGACUUGUGAGCUCAAGAACCAUAUUUUCCAUUCAAAAUGGAAAGAAAAUUCUUAAAUUUAUGAUAACAGAGAAAAAUAACAUAUGCCUUGAGAUAAACAACAAGAACAAGAUAACACAAUUCAUAGGAGAACAAGUUUCAAAGCAAAAAUGGCAUACAAUUGUUUUUAUUUUGAAACAAACUUCAUAUGAAUUUGUUUACGACCAAUCAACAUAUGUUAAAGAAAUUUCUUUGACCAAAUUCGAUGAAAAUUCGGUAAUUUCGUUUGAUGAUUCAAGAGAACAUAAAUUUCAUGGAGAUAUCGGGCCAAUAUUCUUCAUGAAGACAGAGAAACUCCAAACAGCUGUAGAACAAGCUCACGAAUCAUUUAUCAGCAAAGAUUUCCCAAUUUCUUGUAUUUUAGGUUAUCUUCCAACGAAUGUCAGUGAAGGAAUGAUGAGCGGUGUGCUGAAGAACGAGAUAUCGAUAUCAGCAGAAAUUGUUCCUUUCGUGUCUUCUUUUGUCGACGUAAUUAAAUUUGAUUCGAUUUUCCCAUUAACUUUGCCAUUGAUGCUCAUUGAUAACGGUAAACAAGGAAACCUUUAUUUAAGGUCCCUUUUCGGACUUACUGUUUCAAUGAUCACGAAAGAUGAAAAAAUGGAAAAGUUUUUCAGAGAUUCAGGCGGUUUCAGAGUAUUUUCAAGUAUUUUGAAGCAUACACCUAACGCUUUGACCUUUGAUAUCGUUCAUGACAUUAUGUUGAUAUAUAAGAACGUAUCAGCAGAAUCAAAGCAUGAUUUGGUGAAGUAUAUGAUCUUGAACUACGAUGUAUGGAUGGGAAAAGACAUUUAA